UCUCCAUGUGUGUAUUCAUGUUAUGUACGUGUCCUGUCGGUGCCAUCGGUAUUCCAUGCUAUCCGACUUCGGAGGAGCGUUCAACUAAGACGGAAGAAUUGUUCAUAUACAAUUUCUUAAAACAUUGCAGCUGGCAUUGUCUACACCAGACUACAUUAAUCAAGAGGAGGGUUUCCUUGAACGAAUUCCUUAAGUUCAAUUCCUGUCAAGAGUGAAGAAUCUAACAUUUCGGGCUCUUCGCCUUCAUCUGAGAGUGAGCAGGUGAGAAAGGACGACCGGUGCUGUCACUUGGAGCUAGUGAGAUGAAGGCACCACUUGGAAAAGUUUGAUACAUUUUGGCUGUUGAACUGAUUAGAACCAGGCAUGCAAAAUUCACUUGUUGCUUCAAGGCGGGCUUCUCUCGAGCUAUCUCUUUCAGGGCCAUCCAGCUCUACAUCAAGCUAUCUGAAAAGUUAUCGCCCUGAUUCUGGAUAUUUAAAAUACCAUGGCUAUUCCUGCAGUCCUGCUUCAACCAUCGACAGACUUUACUCACGUCGGCUCCCUGAUGGACCGGGUCCACUCGACAGAAAAGGCAAACUCUUAUCGGACUUACGCACCAACCGUUCACGUUACAGUGAAAAUGUCAGUUUGCCUUCGUACACAAAAACUCAAAAACCAACAGAAUAUACUCACACACCUCUCAGUAGCUCUAAGUAUUCUACAUCAAACUAUUCGUCCCCUUUAUCUAGGAGUUAUAAGAGCUCCCCUAGCAGUUUAUAUAGUGGUAGCACUUUACGUAGCGCAAGAGCCUCAAGCGUUGUCGAUUUGCCAAGCACACAAAGUCGGUACUCGGACUUUCGUUCUUCAGAUGCCUAUAGUUCUUCCCGCCUAAGAGCUGCCAGCCAAUCACGCACUGUAAACCCAGAGUCACAUAAUCAAACAGGUUCAAGGAGCCGGGCACCCAGUGUGGAUGUUGCCAUGGAACGAGUCUCCAACAAAUCAACAAAGAACGAUCCUACUUCAACAUUGGAAAACUACAAUAGCAGCAGCUUAAACACAUUGGGUUGGAGAGCCAAGGUGUACAGUGACCGAUACAGUCCUGUGGAGCCGCUCUCGGACCAGACGAAUCACAUCAACAACACAGGCAAUCACAUCAGCGCUACAGCCAGAAGACCGGUCAAUAAGAUAGAUGAUCUUGAUGGAAUGGUUGGCCUUCAAAAUCUCGGAAACACGUGUUUCAUGAACAGUAUUCUCCAGUGUCUGAACAAAUCCCCUUUGCUGCUGAACUACAUAAUCAGUGACCACUACAAACUGGACAUUGCCAAACCAGGGGCUGCCCGCUUUGAAGGAAAUUUUUUAAGAGCCUUUUCUGAAGUGAUGAAAAAGUUGUGGACAUCCCGCAUGGAAGUCACACCAGCUGUGUUUAGAAACAGUAUUAAAAAAUUAAAUAGUAUUUACCAAGGUUUUGGUCAAGAAGAUGCCCAUGAGUUCUACAAUCACCUGAUCAAUGGCUUACAUGAAGAACUUGACACAACGAAGAAAUCCGGACCCAAAGGGAUCAACCAAGCAUCUUGGUAUGACUUCUGUAAAGGUGACACUAAAAUUACAGAUAUUUUCGCUAUGCAGAUGAAGCACAAUUAUGAAUGUCUUGAGUGUUACUCAAAAUCAACUGAGUACCACACAAGUUUUGAUAUGUCCUUGCCCAUGAAGAAGGCAUUCCGCACUAUAAACAUGGAAGAUAUUAUUGAAGAUUUUAUAGAAUCUACUUCAAAUAAUAUGUGCAAGAAAUGUUCCAAACUAACUCUACAUAAUUGUAAAAAAGAAUUUGUUCAUUUACCUGAAGUAUUAGUUUUAUAUUUCCAACGAGCAGAGAAGCUGGGUAAAUUAAAAACAGAGAUGCAAUACCCUGUUGAAAAUCUAAAUUUUACGAAAUAUGCCAUAAAAGGUAACCCUAAAUUGGCCACGUAUACCCUGUACGCUAUUUGUCUCCAUGCCGGGGACUGUGCCACAAGCGGACAUUACUGGGCAGAGUGUCGACACCCGAAAACCUCAGAAUGGAACAAAUACAACGACACACGGGUGAGCAGCAUCCUGAAGGGAACCACGGCAACAGGCAGUCGGGAAUGCGUCUUCUUUUACCAGAGAAAGUGAAUGCUCCUAGCGCCACCAUUCAGCCAGCAUCACUGACAAUGAGAAAGCAGCCGACAAGCCACAUUCCAGGCUGCACAACCAAACCCACUCUGCUAUUGACUUGUGCCAAUGGACCGGUGCCUUUUUCUCUAAAUAAUUUCUUCAAACACAUAAAAGAACCUUUUUUUUUUUUAUUUGAGAAGCUUU
This is a messenger RNA of Octopus sinensis (East Asian common octopus), 2316 nucleotides long. Its product is annotated as ubiquitin carboxyl-terminal hydrolase 2. The record is from RefSeq and is a predicted model, not a curated record. Gene Ontology annotation, cellular component: cytoplasm. NCBI's taxonomy places the organism in Eukaryota, Metazoa, Mollusca, Cephalopoda, Octopoda, Octopodidae. Gene Ontology annotation, biological process: protein deubiquitination. Gene Ontology annotation, molecular function: cysteine-type deubiquitinase activity. The transcript is spliced from 14 exons. Bases 364 to 2130 code for a protein of 588 amino acids.